AUGGCCAAAAGUUCUGGAGAGACUAAGUUCACUUUGAAACUUGUCGUUGAUGAAGAGAGAAAAAAGGUUGUUUUCGCUGAGGCUUGUAGGGACUUUGUUGAUGUGCUCUUCAGUCUUCUGACACUGCCUAUGGGCACCAUUGUCAGAUUGCUUGAGAAUCAUCGUAAAUCUGAGCCUGUGCCUGUUGGUUGCUUUAGCAAUCUCUAUAAAAGUGUUGUGGAUAUGGGCACUGAUGAUUUUGAGACUGAAGCUUGUAAGCAGAUACUCCUUUAUCCGAGGAGUUUGAGAGAUGUCCAGUGCAAAAGGCUUAAGCUCAACUUACACCCUGCUGAGGGAUACAAGUGGUUCUCUUGCGGUUCUUACAACUGUGACAUGUGCAGUGGUUUUAGCACUUCUCGAUGUCGUUGUGGAAAGUUGAUGAACAAAGAGACCCCGAUGUCAGGAGCAAAAGUUGUAGACUACAACAUACAAGAUGGAGUAUUUGUUAGAGGCAGGUCUUCAUUCAUCAUAACUGACGACUUGAAAGUGGCAGUUCGGUCCACUGACCUUGUCUUGAGAAAGCUCAAAUCUGUAGGCUGUGGUGAUCUUCGUAAGGUUUCGGAAAGGAUUGUUGAGAUUGGUUUAGAUGAGGUCAUGACACUACUGGAAUGUAUCUUCUCCUCAAAUGCUUCCUUGACGGACACUUUCCUCAACAAGCAAAGCCCAAAAGGUGUGAUGAAGCCAUGCACUACGCCAAGUCCGUAUAUGGAAAAAGAAAUAGAAGCUAGACCAGAAGAAAUAAUAACUUUCAGUGCCAUCGUGAGGAAACACGAUAUGAAGAUUUUAUAUGUUGAAUGCAAAGAAGACUUUGUUGAUCUUCUUUUCACUUUUCUUGCUGUUCCGCUGGAAUCUGUAGUGGAUAUCUCUGGUGAGAGCUCCACUCUUGUGUGCCUUGGAAACCUGUUCAAAGGCUUCAAGGAGUUGAGUGCUACAGAAGUUUCAAGAUCCAAAGCUGUGCUCCCACAUUACUAUAAAUGUCAGAAGCAGUUGCUCGAUAUCAUCACUGAGCGGCCUCAGCUCUUAUUUAGAGCCAGCGACGACGAACUUCUGGAUCUAAUUGAUCCAAAAUCUCAUGGACGUGACCAGUCAAAAAAAGGUAGCGGAUUCGUGAAGAGAGACGCAAGGUUUACAGUAUCAGAUGAUCUGAUCAUAACCCCAAUGAACUCAAGCUCAGCUCUUUGUUUUCUGAAGAAGUUGGAGAGUCCAACAGAGGAUAUACAGGUGCAAGAAAUAAGCAUCAGCAAAACACAGGCAGCAAGUUUGUUGAGAGCUUCCUUGGUGACAUCUUCUGCACUGAACGCUGCGUUAUGGAACUCGACUUCGAAGAAACGGAAGCAAGAGACUUGAAGAAACCACAUUCUCCAUCUCUUUUGCCAUCUCUGUUUGUUUUCUUUUUACAUUAUUUCCUUAGCUACUGUGGCUAUUAUAUCCUAAAUGUGAGAAACUACAGCUUUAAUUCAAAAAUCCUGUUACGUUUUUUGAAAGAAUUAUAAUUCAUGUUAUGUUUAUUUUACAUUACCCCAUUCUUGUAAU
Molecule: messenger RNA, 1572 nt
Organism: Brassica oleracea var. oleracea
Lineage: Eukaryota; Viridiplantae; Streptophyta; Magnoliopsida; Brassicales; Brassicaceae
Exons: 4
Coding region: 1-1386 (461 amino acids)
Source: RefSeq, a predicted model, not a curated record